AUGGAUGAAAAGAGUUCGUGCGAGGGCGCGUGUUCGAGGGACACCCCACGAUUGAGCGAAAGUUCCAUCGAAGAAGGACUCCGUCAGCGACCGUUGUGGCGGCGCACCGCGGAUGGGCGCGCGAUCUCACGCGCGUUCACUUCAAAGAACUGGUCCGCGGCGAUGGAGUUUCUAAACGCCGUGAGCGUCGUCGCCGAGCGCGAAGGACACCACCCGGACGUCGCCAUUAAAAAUUAUCGCGACGUGGAAGUGGUGAUCGCCACACACGCUAUCGGGGGACUCUCGCGGUUUGACUUCAUCCUCGCUGCCAAAAUAGAUGCGGAGUGCGCGGCGACGUACUCGCCGAAGUGGGCGCGAGAAAACGGCUUGGCUUAG
This is a messenger RNA of Ostreococcus lucimarinus CCE9901, 375 nucleotides long. RefSeq lists its product with no specific name. The transcript has a single exon. Gene Ontology annotation, molecular function: 4-alpha-hydroxytetrahydrobiopterin dehydratase activity. Lineage: Eukaryota; Viridiplantae; Chlorophyta; Mamiellophyceae; Mamiellales; Bathycoccaceae. Gene Ontology annotation, biological process: tetrahydrobiopterin biosynthetic process. Bases 1 to 375 code for a protein of 124 amino acids. The record is from RefSeq and is a predicted model, not a curated record.